GGCACAGGUGGGUGCAAUGCUGGGCACAGGUGGGUGCACUGCUGGGCACAGGUGGGCGGAGCUAGUGGGCGCACUGCUGGGCACAGGUGGGCGGAACUUGCGGGUGGCACUGCUGGGCACCAAUCAUCAGGGCACUGAUCAUCAGUGCCCUGAUGAUCGUGUGAGGAAAGUGCAGCCGAGAACCGGCACUUGCAUUUCCCUCUGAUCAGCGUGUCAUUGGACACCGCUGAUCACGUGGUAAAAGGCCGCUGUGAUUGGCCUUUUACCACAUCACGUGAUCAGCUGUG
Staurois parvus is the source of this 287-nucleotide messenger RNA. The record is from the annotation of a GenBank genome assembly. NCBI's taxonomy places the organism in Eukaryota, Metazoa, Chordata, Amphibia, Anura, Ranidae.